AUGAAUACUGUCAAAUCUUUCUGGGUCGGAUGGGGCGCGCUCUGUGUCGCUGGUGGCGGCGCAUACUACUUUGCGAAGAAGUCGAUCAAUGCGGACCGACAAGCUCGAUUUGAAGCCGACCAGAAACGAAGACGGAUACAGGAAUCUCUCGAAUAUUCUCCCAAUGUCCCGAGUCAACCUGGAACAUCGUCAGCCAUGGGAGGGUCUCUAAGAAAUGGCAAUGGAGGUCCGCCCAGAGCAGACCAUUCAGGAUCCCCGAGUCAAGAAGCAACGUUAGACCCGGCACCAACUCGCCACGCACCGGAUACCGAAGGACAGAGGGUACGAGAGAAGAGCAAGUACGAAGCCAGCGAACCUUUCCGGGCCAAGAAGGGCGAUAGAUUCAGUUGAGACACUAAGUGAGGGAAUAGAUUCAAUUGAUCUGCCAGUAACACUGAGAGGUUUAUAUGGAAUACACGAAGCUCGGAGGGUAUGGUGUUGAUGGAAGCAUGGCAGCGUUGAAAACAUGUACAAAGAAACGAAUCUCCACUCAUGGCAUUUGGGCUGGGAACUGGGUAUUAUCCAAGGAAGCUAUCUCGACAGCAGAAGGAGCGUCAAGCAUGAAAGCCAUAGGAGCUUCGUCAAGAUACAAAUAGGAAAUCACAGUUAAUAGAAGCUGCUCAGAUGGUCUCAAAAUACAAUUGUUGUCCAGGUUCCUUGAAUUGCUGCAGCCCUUGAUCGAAAUAGUUGUACAUGGCUCGGGCAUUUUUACAAUAACCGACUUCAUUUCCUGUCAAAUAACCAAAAUCUAUUUGGAUAUUAAACCAUUAGCAG
Messenger RNA from Mollisia scopiformis, 813 nucleotides. RefSeq lists its product as uncharacterized. Bases 1 to 390 code for a protein of 129 amino acids. The transcript is spliced from 4 exons. The record is from RefSeq and is a predicted model, not a curated record. NCBI's taxonomy places the organism in Eukaryota, Fungi, Ascomycota, Leotiomycetes, Helotiales, Mollisiaceae.